AUGACAUCCUUCGGCAAAAGCACUGAGUCGUGGAUCGUGGGUGCUGGGCUGGAGGCGCCAGGAAUGCAUUCGCUACCAGACUGCCGGUCUCAGACCAUACCAUUAUCCAUCACGAAUCCAUCUGUGUACAGACUAGACGUGGAAAUACGUGUGGGCAUGCAAAGUGUCGAGUGGACGCUCCACUACUCCUUCACUGGCCCCAUCGAGGCGCGCGAGCAGGCCAACGGCUGA
This is a messenger RNA of Parastagonospora nodorum SN15, 231 nucleotides long. RefSeq lists its product as hypothetical. Lineage: Eukaryota; Fungi; Ascomycota; Dothideomycetes; Pleosporales; Phaeosphaeriaceae. The record is from RefSeq and is a predicted model, not a curated record. The transcript is spliced from 2 exons. Bases 1 to 231 code for a protein of 76 amino acids.